GUUGCUGGCUGGGUUCUUGCUGGUUCCUUCUUUAGGCUGUUUGCUGUUGGAUUGUUUGUCUGAUUUGGUAGUUUGUCUGAGAGGAGUAUUGUUUUACUUCCUAACACAGUUUUAUAUUAUCCAGGAACCUGCCCUCCGGCCUGCUCCAUGCCUGUCUCGGAAGAUGGCUUUAUUAAAGCUGCUUCCACCAGAUCCAGAAGAUGAGGGAACUCAACGGUGCAGGCUUGGUCCCACUGCAUUCGCCUGGCUAGGCGCUGAGCUGGGCUCUCUGAUUAAAAUCACCUUGCCCGGAGGUUCUUGCCUAUGCACAGCCUGGCCAAGGCACGAUUCAGCUGAUGGCUACCUGCAGUUCGACCUCAAAUGCAGGACUUGGGGAUUAAGAGAAAGCCAGUUACGGAGGCAGACCGUGAGCACGGACCAGCUGAGCGUGGUGGCCUGCCCCAAGCUGAGACGUGUGACGGUCCGAGUUGUCUUUAAAAACCAGGCCUCAAAACGUGUUCUUCCCCAAACGGCACUUCCGGAAGUAGUGCGAGAGCUUUUGAGGAAGGCCUGCGUGGCGCGCCAACACGUCGUGACUUUCCCUCCAAUUCUGGGCAACCCCGUCGAGUGUGUCGAAAUAUUGUCCACGGGGCCGUCCAACCUGGAGGAAGCUGGCUUGAUCACCCCGCAAACCGACAUCCACAUUAAAGAGACGAUGACAUUGGAGAGAUACAGCUGCUUGAUGGGGGACGGCUCGAAAAUCCAGGUGGCCGGCUUGGAUGAAGUCAGCCAGGCGUUAAAAGAAAUGAUCGAACUGCCCCUGCGUUUCCCGAACAGCUUCAAAACAUUAGGCCUCUCGGUCCCAAAGGGGGUUCUUUUGGUGGGGCCGCCAGGAGUUGGCAAGACGCUACUGGUCAAGGCGGUGACUGGAGAAGUUGGGGCCUGUCUAGUGGGCCUGAGUGGCCCUGUGGUCUGUGGUUCGCGGCCUGGCGAAAGCGAGGAGAACUUGCGACGUGUCUUUGAGCAAGCAAGAGAGCUCUCCAGCGAAGGGCCCACCGUCCUCUUCAUUGACGAGAUUGAUUCGUUGUGUCCCAAGCGGGGAGCUUCCGGUCAUCUCCCUGAGCAUCGCCUGGUGGCUCAGUUGCUAACUCUGAUGGAUGGAUUUAGCCAAGGACAUGGGCUGGUCAUUGUAGGGGCCACCAACAGGCCAGAUUCCCUGGACCCUGCCUUGAGGAGACCAGGCAGAUUUGAUCAGGAGAUCGUCAUUGGGAGCCCGACCCUGAAGCAAAGGAAGUCUAUUCUGCAGCUGAUUACUGCUGGCAUGCCUGUCUCAGGCGACAUUAAUUUGCUAGAACUGGCAGAAAUAACACCGGGUUUUGUUGGGGCCGACCUCACCUCGCUCUGCAGAGAGGCUGCCAUGCACGCCCUGUUUCGUAAUUGCACGGAUUCAGUUUGCCCUGUUGAGAUGUCAGAUUUCCUCGAGGCGCUGAAAAAGAUCCACCCGUCAUCAUUCCGAAGCGGAAUCGGGCUAACGGACUUCAAGCCCGUCUCAUGGGAUCAGAUUGGUGGCCUCGAAGACGUGAAAUUAAAAUUAAAACAGAGCAUCGAAUGGCCAAUAAAAUUCCCAGAAGCCUUUGUCCGGAUGGGGCUGGCCCGCCCAAAGGGCAUCCUUCUCUAUGGACCAUCAGGUUGUGCCAAAACGAUGCUCGUGAAGGCAGCCGCCUCCUCUUCUCAUUGUUCCUUUCUGGCUGUGAACGGUGCUGAUCUCUUCUCACCUUUGGUUGGAGAGUCAGAGAAGAUUUUGUCUCAGGUGUUUCGUCAAGCAAGAGCAAAUACUCCAGCAAUAGUUUUCCUGGAUGAAAUCGAUGCGAUCCUGGGAUCCCGAUCGAGAACUAAAACCGGGUGUGGCGUCCAGGAGAGAGUUCUUUCCGUCCUUCUCAAUGAGUUGGACGGCAUCGGAGUCAAGUUAACUGAGCGAAGAGGAAAUAAAGCAGAGAUGGAAAACGAGAGUCAAAAACCAGCUGAAAGUGAUAAAGAGUUAGAACUUCAGGAAGUUUUUAACAGAGAUGUCAUAGUCGUUGCUGCAACAAAUAGACCAGACCGGUUGGAUGAUGCUUUGUUACGUCCGGGACGCUUAGACAAGAUCCUCUAUGUUCCACCACCAGAUGAGAAGGGAAGGCUUUUGGUUCUGAAAAUCUGCACGGAAAGAAUUCCAAUAGAUUCUGAUGUCUCCCUAGCAGAUGUUGCAAGUCAGACUAAUAGGUUCUCUGGAGCUGAUCUUGAGAAUCUCUGUAAGGAAGCUGCUUUGCUAGCAUUGCAAGAAAAUGAAGUGGAAGCCACAGCUGUGAAAUAUAAACAUUUUGAAAAAUCCCUGGAGACUGUAAAGCCAUCGCUAACUCACAAAGAGUUGCAAUUUUAUGAAAAAUUGUUUAAAAUUCAAUAAUAUAAUCUGCAAAAGUGACUACAUACCAACAUAUACAAAUAUUUUCAGCUUCAACAAUACUUUGAAAGGUCUUUAAAAAGGGGGAAUGGAAUAAUGAACAGAGAUUAGCCUAAAUGGUUGAAUGCAUUUAUUUUAUAUAUUUUAUCCAGCUUUCCAGAAUUGUUCAAUGUUUGCACCACUGCAGCUCAAACAAAAUAAACCUUAUUCUUGUUUAGUGUGAUGGAUAGGUCCCGUCAUAUUCAAGAAAAUGACUUUAUUUCAGUAGUUUUGUAACUUUAUAUGACUGAGUUCUGUUAUUCAAUAAAAGAAG
Messenger RNA from Pseudonaja textilis, 2732 nucleotides. The record is from RefSeq and is a predicted model, not a curated record. Lineage: Eukaryota; Metazoa; Chordata; Lepidosauria; Squamata; Elapidae.